Molecule: messenger RNA, 4791 nt
Organism: Drosophila kikkawai
Lineage: Eukaryota; Metazoa; Arthropoda; Insecta; Diptera; Drosophilidae
Gene: otk
Product: off-track
Biological process (GO): protein phosphorylation
Molecular function (GO): ATP binding; transmembrane receptor protein tyrosine kinase activity
Source: RefSeq, a predicted model, not a curated record
CUUCGAACGCGUGCAGUUGGGUUCGAUUCGAUUAGAUACUCCGCUCCGCUCCGAUCCGAUCUGUGUUUGUUUCGCUGCGUGACGUGACUCCUGGGCCCCCGACCAGGUACUACUACUUACAAUCACCCACCAAAAGCCGGUUACAGCCGGGAUGCAGAGCGGCGACCAAGGAUGCAGCUGAUGCGCCAAGCCGUUGCGAGGCUGGCUUUUGUAUCUUUGGGAUACAAAUUAAGUUGAUUUGUUGCGCUCGCGUUCUCCUUUGGGUAAUUGAACCCUGCUCCGCUUCGGUAUCUGUGCGUCUUCGAGCAUUGCAUUGCAUUUUGUGUAUCUAGAUACCUUUGUCGGUAUCCGUCAGAUAUCGUACUCCGCCUCCGCCGUGCACCGCGCCGCGCUUGUCAAUCUGUUCGCUGAUAAAGAAGAAACCCGGUACAACUACGAAAUACAAGCGGACACCCGACAGAUACUAUUCCUCUAGAGAUACAAAUACAACAACAACAACAAUCACAAACAGCCGUGGAGUUUGUUCGGUGAUAAAUGCAUGCGUUCCCAACUAUGUAAAUAGCAAUUUAAUUUGAGUGUCCACAGUAAAUAUCAAAAAACCGCCCCGGACUCCGGUAACCACCAUACACCAUACACCAUCCCCAAUCCCAGUACCAGACCAGACCCAAUCUCUCCAGUGUUCGGAGCCCCUGAAAAAGGGCAGUCGUGGUCGUCAUCAUCGCCGUCGUCGUCGUCGUCUGGCAUCCAAAUAUUGAAUAUUUACAAAUGCGUUGAGUGCAUUUUCGAGUGGCCGGCACUUUCAGCGACGACUCUCUGGUGGUUGUGCCUUGCCUGCCGUGUGUGUGCGUGUGUGUUCGAGAGUGUAUUCAUCGGAUUGUCAGUCAUAAAGCCCGUAAAACUCCAAUCCGUCGACUAUAUAACCAAUUCGCGUGUGUGUUUUCGAGUGUGGCUUCGAUUUUAUCACUUGCUAAUUGAGAACAGAAGUGGAUAUAUCCAUCGAGUGCAAGGAUAAAACUUCAAAUUAUAGAUAUGGCAGCAAAGCACAUCCUGGCGCUGGCUUUGAUGAUGGCUUCUGUUUGGGCCAGUUCAUCGCAAUUCCGGCGAUUACCCCAGAGCCAGUCGGUGGUGGAGAAUGAAUCCGUUGACUUUGAGUGCGAAUCCACAGAUUCGUCCAGCGAACUGCACUACGAGUGGUUGCAUAAUGGUCAUCGGAUCGCAUACGACAAGCGUGUCUAUCAAAUCGGCUCCAAUUUACAUAUCGAGGCAGUGCAGCGGCCGGAGGAUGUCGGCGACUAUGUCUGCAUCGCGACAAGUUUGGCCAGCGGCGCCAGGGAGGCGUCUCCGCCAGCCAAAUUGAGCGUGAUAUAUCUCGACUCGGCCAGUGUGCAGCUGCUGGGCAACAAUCGCAACGAGUUGCUACUCAAGUGCCACGUGGAGGGCGCCUCUGGGGAUCAGGAGCCGCUCCAGAUCGAAUGGUAUCGCAACAGUGCCAAGCUCAGCAGCUGGAUGAAUGUCCAGCUGGAUCAGCACCGCCUGAUUGUACGUCAGCCCACGGCCUCGGAUGAUGGUCUCUACCGUUGCACGGCCGCCAAUGCAGCUGGAAGAGUGAUGAGCAAGCAGGGCUAUGUCUAUCAAUCGAAUGUAAAAUGCCUGCCCAGGUUGCCCAGGAGAAAGAACCAGAAGCUACUGGAGUCCUGGAACAAGCAGACUUUCCUGUGCCGUGGCAAGCGUGGUGGAUCCGGUGGCUUAGAGUCAUUGCCACCUGCUCCCGAGGAUCUAAGGAUUGUCCAGGGACCCACUGCCCAAGUGAUCAUCAAGGAGGGGGAACCGGCAGCCCUGACGUGUCUCUAUGAACUUCCUGCUGAGCUGCAGAAUCAGAGAAUACAACUUCGUUGGCGCAAGGAUGGCAAAGUCCUGAGGCAAGUGGAAUUAGGUGGCUCGGUGCCUAUACCGGGACACUCCUCCGACUCUGGCAAGGAUGCUUUGCUCAGGGAAGAUGCUCGACUUGUGCUGCACAAGCAGAAUGGCACCCUGAGCUUCGCCAGCAUCAUAGCCAGCGAUGCGGGUCAGUAUCAGUGUCAGUUGCAACUGGAGGGUCAUGCUCCUAUCAAUUCUGCACCUGGCAUCCUGGAGGUUAUCGAGCAGCUGAAGUUUGUGCCGCAGCCUACGUCUAAGAAUCUGGAACUGGAUGCAGUGGUGGCCAAGGUGCAUUGCAAGGCUCAGGGCACACCGCCACCGCAGGUGCAGUGGCUAAGGGAUGCCGUGAAUACCUCGCUGACCAAUCAAGUGGAAGUGGAUGCCAAUGGAACGCUUAUCUUCAGAAAUGUCAACUCCGAGCACAAGGGUAACUACACAUGUCUGGCCAGUAACUCCCAGGGUCAGAUCAAUGCCACUGUGGCCAUAAAUGUGGUGGUAACCCCCAAGUUCAGUGUCCCGCCUGUGGGUCCCAUAGAGACCGCUGAGCUGGGCACCGUGGUGAUGCACUGCCAGGCCAUAGGUGACCCCAAACCCACCAUCCAGUGGGACAAGGAUCUGAAGUACCUCAGCGAAAACAACACAGAUCGGGAGAGAUUUAGGUUCCUGGAGAAUGGCACCCUGGAGAUUCGCAACGUUCAGGUGGAGGACGAGGGCAGCUAUGGCUGCACCAUUGGCAACAGUGCGGGACUCAAACGAGAGGAUGUCCAGUUGGUCGUGAAAACCGCCGGCGAUGUUUUUGUACCCGAGGAAACCAGCGGCGAUGGUUUCUUGGUCACCCGAGCCGUUCUCAUCACCAUGACCGUAGCCCUGGCCUACAUAGUUCUCGUGGUGGGUCUUAUGUUGUGGUGUCGAUAUCGUCGUCAAGCCCGAAAGGCGCGCCUAAAUGAGCUGAGCACCAAGGAGGCUGGCGGAGAUCAGGCAGAGCCCGCUGGUAAUGGCAAAGGUUCCGAGCAGGAACCAUGUCUCUCCAAGCAGCGCAACGGGCACAGCAAGUCCCGUUCCAAGUCCAGCGGAGAUGCCCAGAAAUCCGAUGACACUGCCUGCAGCCAGCAGUCGCGGGCCUCCAAGAAAUCCUCCCACAUCUACGAGCAACUGGCUCUGCCACGCUCUGGCCUCAGCGAGCUCAUCCAGAUUGGACGCGGCGAGUUUGGGGAUGUCUUUGUGGGCAAGCUGAAGGCCACACUGGUAACUGGUGGCUCCUCCUCACCCUCUGACAAGGAUGCGGACACGGAAAAGCAGCACAGCAACAGCGAGAAUGGCAGCGGUGGCAGUGGCAGUGGGAGCACCACUCUCAGCACUUUGAACGAGAAGCGACGCUCCAAGACCUCCAUGGAUGACAUCGAGGAAAUCAAGGAGGAGGAACAAGAGCAGCAACAGCAGCAGGACCAGUCCGGCCUUGACCAGUUGGUCCUGGUGAAGGCUCUCAACAAGGUAAAGGACGAGCAGGCCUGCCAGGAGUUCCGGCGACAACUGGACCUGCUGCGUGGCAUCUCCCACAAGGGUGUGGUGCGUCUCUUUGGUCUUUGCCGCGAAAAGGAUCCCCACUACAUGGUCCUGGAGUACACAGACUGGGGUGAUCUCAAGCAGUUCCUGCUGGCCACUGCCGGUAAAGUCAACACAGCCACCGCUGGUUCUUCAUCGCCGCCGCCACUGACCACCAGCCAGGUGCUGGCCGUGGCCUAUCAGAUUGCCCGAGGCAUGGACGCCAUAUACAGGGCAAGGUUUACACACAGGGAUCUGGCCACUCGUAACUGUGUCAUCUCCAGCGAAUUCAUUGUCAAGGUCUCCUAUCCGGCUCUCUGCAAGGACAAGUACAGCCGCGAGUAUCACAAGCACAGGAACACGCUGCUUCCCAUCCGCUGGCUGGCACCCGAAUGCAUCCAAGAGGAUGAGUAUACCACCAAGAGCGAUAUCUUUGCCUAUGGCGUGGUGGUGUGGGAGCUGUUCAAUCAGGCCACCAAGCUGCCGCACGAGGAGCUCACCAAUGAGCAGGUGGUGCAGCGUUCCCAGGCUGGAACUUUGGAGUGGACAGUGGCUGAGGCCACGCCUGAUAGUCUAAAGGAGAUAUUGCUCUCCUGCUGGGUGUCCAACCCCAAGGAGCGACCCUCCUUCAGCCAACUGGGGGCUGCCCUGAGCAAGGCCAUGCAGAAUGCCGAGAAGUAAGGCCCAGGACUGACAGAGCGAAUGCCAAAAAGUAAAUCGUAGUAUUGUCUUUAAAAAAAAAACUGCCCGAGCAUUAUUUUCAAUCCUAGUCUUAAGUUUCGAUGGAUGUCUAAGUCUGGGCGCCUGUUCAACAUGCGUACUUAAAGGAACACGGAUCGAUAUACAUAUAACAUAUACAUUAUGGCUAUAUUUUAACAGUAACUGUACAAACAAAAACAAGAUAUAUAAUAGAUUCGAAAAGUAUUUGCGUGGUGCUGCGUAUAUACUAUAUAUGCAGCUAAAAUGUAUAUAAAAACUGCUACAAAUAUUGCAUUUAAAAACCAGUUGAAGCAUUUCUAGGAUUACAAAAACAAUUUUAACCCUCAUCAGCAGCAUUUUAUAAAACACUUUUAAGCUAAUUUAGUGAGUAAAUAAAAACACAUCACAACGAGCGAGGAAAAACUAAGCCAAAUUUUAAGUUAAACAAACACACACACAACCACAUUUUAUUAUAUGCCUAGUUAUACAUUUAUAUCCAUAUAGAACUAUAUACUAUAUAUAGUAUAUAUGUGCAUAAGCCGAAAACAAAUUCAUGACUAGCCAUUUAAGCUUCGAUGCAUGUUUACAAAACAUUUAAAUAAACACGAAUAAAAAUAAAUUUAACCAAAAAAA